Poeciliopsis prolifica (blackstripe livebearer) is the source of this 1432-nucleotide messenger RNA. Its product is annotated as TLC domain-containing protein 3A-like. The transcript is spliced from 5 exons. Gene Ontology annotation, cellular component: endoplasmic reticulum; membrane. Bases 163 to 858 code for a protein of 231 amino acids. Gene Ontology annotation, biological process: lipid homeostasis. Lineage: Eukaryota; Metazoa; Chordata; Actinopteri; Cyprinodontiformes; Poeciliidae. The record is from RefSeq and is a predicted model, not a curated record.
UGUGUGGAGCUGCGGUGUUUCCAGGGCUUUUCUUCAGCUUCAGGAAGACCUUAAGACACACCAGGACGGAGUGGGGCGAAGCCGACGUCACCGUUGUCAGCGAGAGGUCAGCCUCCUCACGAAGAGCAAGCUACACUUUCAUGUUACAGGGAGCUGCUGCUAAUGCUACUGAUUUCUGCUGUCCAUGGGUCGUUGGCCACUGCAGUUGGAGUCACAGUUGUUUCAUCUUGCAGGGAUGUGAUGACUGACAGGCACUGGCUGGUGAACAGUUUUGUCCUGUUUGGAGUUCCUUACAUGGUGUUUGACAUCUACACCAUGUAUCUGAGCCACUUUCACACUGAGAGGAGUAGAACUGGGUCCGAAUCUCCCAGUGGACACUCGCUGCAGACGGUCAGAGCUUUCCUUCGCAAGGACUGGAUGCUGGUUCUCCAUCACAUGGCCCUGGUUUUUAUUUUCACACCAAUCACACUGUUUUUCAGGAGAGGUUUGGGGGAUUUCUUUAUUGGCUGCAUGCUCAUCACAGAGCUCAGCACUCCCUUCGUCUCCAUAGGGAAGAUCCUCAUUCAGCUGCGCCUCGAAGGCACCAAGCUGCAUGCAAUCAACGGCCUCAUUGUGCUACUGACCUUCUUCACGUGUCGCAUCCUCCUCUUCCCCUUCAUGUACUGGAUGUACGGCCGGCAGUUCGGCAUUCCUCUGCACCGAGUGGCCUUCCACCUGCCUCUGCACUGCAAUGUGGGGAACCUGGUGCUGCUGGCUCCACAGAUCUACUGGUUCACCCUGCUGCUGAGGAAAGCACAGCGACUCUACCUGAGGCAGAGGAGGCGGCAGGUAGACGAAGAUGUGUCGAAGAAAGACUGAGGAACUCGUCUUGCUGUAUAUAUCACUGUUAAAUGAACAGUAUCUGUUCAUUUAAGACACGGGGACCAGAAGUCAUGGCUUCUGUGCCUGGUUUUACUAAAGAUUUAUUUGUACUGAAACAAAUAAAUCUCAUUUACAACAAAGUAUUAAGGCCAGUUUAAGAAAAAACUAAAAAUAACAAGAACAAAGUCAAAAUCAUAAGAAUAAAGUCAUAUUCUGAAAAUAAAGUUGUAACGUUACCUGAAUAAAGUUGUAGUAAGCACAUAAGCAUCGGAUUAUUAAUCAGUCUAAACAUUUUAUUUGUUUAACUGUAAAACCAGUAUCAAAAUAUAAUUCACAAGAUGCUUAAAAUUCUCAUUUAACUGCUUUCAAAAGUUAAAGUUCUCAUAAUAGACGACCUUUAUUCUGGUAACAUGACGAUAUAAUUUAUUUUUCUUAGUCUGGCCCUAAUAUUCCAUCAUAAUCUGUCAUCGGCAUCAGGGCAAUGGAAAACCAUUUACAUUAUGGUAACAUAAUUACAAUAUACAUUACAAGAUUAUUUGAUCAUGUUGAUCAAAUAAAUGUGUUCAAUAAG